Molecule: messenger RNA, 1917 nt
Organism: Emys orbicularis (European pond turtle)
Lineage: Eukaryota; Metazoa; Chordata; Testudines; Emydidae
Gene: GHR
Product: growth hormone receptor
Exons: 9
Coding region: 1-1917 (638 amino acids)
Biological process (GO): cytokine-mediated signaling pathway
Cellular component (GO): membrane; external side of plasma membrane
Molecular function (GO): protein binding; cytokine receptor activity
Source: RefSeq, a predicted model, not a curated record
AUGGGCCCCGGGCUGAGCGCUGACGCUGGCCCCAGAGCGGGCUCCCUGCGGCGGGGAGAACCCAGAGGUAUGGAUCUUCGGCAGCUGUUGCUUAUUCUGGCACUGGUUUGUGCAAAUGAUUCUCUUUCUACAAGCGAAGUUAUUUUGGGACGGCCACAAAUCAUCACAUGCAGAUCACCUGAACAGGAGACAUUUUCAUGUCAUUGGACAGAUAGAGAUUUUCACAACCUCACUACUCCGGGAACAGUACAACUGUUGUAUAUGAGAAGGAAUGAUGAAGAAUGGAAAGAAUGUCCUGAUUAUGUAACUGCUGGAGAAAAUAGCUGUUAUUUCAACACAUCAUACACCUCUAUUUGGAUAACUUAUUGUGUUAAGCUUAUCAAAAAAGAUGAAGUAUUAGAUGAAAAAUGCUUCAGUGUUGAUGAAAUAGUACAACCUGAUCCUCCUGUCGGCCUCAACUGGACUCUACUGAACACCAGCCUGACCGGGAUCCAUGCAGAUAUCCAAGUGAGAUGGGAUCCACCACCAUCAGCCGAUGUUCAGAAGGGAUGGAUUACGCUGGAGUAUGAACUGCAGUACAAAGACGUCAAUGAGACUAAAUGGAGGGAGCUGGAGCCCAUGCUCACAACAGUAGUUCCAUUGUACUCGUUGAAGUUGGGAAGAGACUAUGAGAUUCGAGUCCGAUCGAGACAACGUGCAUCUGAAAAAUUUGGGGAGUUUAGUGAAGCCCUUUAUGUGUCUCUUUCUUCAAUUAGCUCAGUUCUGUGUAAUGAAGAAAUCGCGUUUCCAUGGCUCUUGGUUAUCGUCUUUGGAACAUUUGGGCUGAUAGUGGUGAUGUUCUUAAUUCUGUUCUCUAAACACCGAAGGUUAAAAAUGCUGAUUCUUCCUCCAGUUCCAGCUCCAAAGAUUAAAGGGAUUGAUCCAGACCUCUUGAAGAAAGGAAAGCUAGAUGAAGUGAACUCCAUCUUAGCCAGCCACGACAGCUACAAGCCACAGCUGUAUAACGACGACUCAUGGGUUGAGUUUAUCGAACUGGAUAUAGAUGACCCCGAUGAGAAGACAGACGGAUUGGACACUGACAGGCUCCUGGGUGACGACCAUUGUAAGUCUCACAACUGUCUUGGAGUGAAAGAUGAUGAUUCUGGACGUGCCAGCUGUUGUGAACCGGAUAUUCCAGAGACUGACUUCAGUGCUAGCGACACAUGUGAUGGCACCUCAGAUAUUGAUCAGUCCAAAAAGCUAAGUGAAAAAGAAGAGGAUCUCUUGUGCCUUGAUCAAAAAGAUAAUGAUGAGUCACAUGCUAGUCCUGCUGACCCAACUACCCGGAAGCCUAAUACUAAUAUUCAGUCUGAAGAUAACCAGUCAAAGCCAACUUUUGCUGACAGUAUUGAAUCAACUAGCCCACCUGUCCGUACACAGCUAAGCAACCAGAGUUCAGUAGCAAAUAUUGACUUUUAUGCGCAAGUAAGUGACGUUACCCCAGCAGGAAGUGUGGUACUUUCACCAGGGCAAACAAACAAGACAAGGAGAACACAGUGUGAAGCCUACACAGAACCAGCUAUACAAUGUCAACCAAACUUCACCAUGGACAAUGCCUAUUUCUGUGAGGCGGACGUGAAAAAAUGUAUCGCUGCGACAUCUCACGAUGCGGUUGAGCCACAUGUGCAGGACCAGAGCUUUAAUGAGGAUGUUUACUUCACCACAGAGAGCCUUACCACUACUGCUGAGCAUCCAGGUGCAGCUGCAGUAGAAGCCUCAAGUUCCGAAAUGCCUGUCCCAGACUAUACCUCCAUUCACAUAGUGCACUCUCCACAAGGCCUUGUACUCAAUGCUACUGCGCUGCCUGUGCCAGACAAAGAAUUUAUGAUAUCAUGUGGCUACGUGAGCACAGACCAACUGAACAAAAUCAUGCCAUAG